Molecule: messenger RNA, 6313 nt
Organism: Hemiscyllium ocellatum (epaulette shark)
Lineage: Eukaryota; Metazoa; Chordata; Chondrichthyes; Orectolobiformes; Hemiscylliidae
Gene: slc44a4
Product: solute carrier family 44 member 4
Exons: 22
Coding region: 92-2248 (718 amino acids)
Biological process (GO): choline transport; thiamine pyrophosphate transmembrane transport
Cellular component (GO): plasma membrane
Molecular function (GO): thiamine pyrophosphate transmembrane transporter activity
Source: RefSeq, a predicted model, not a curated record
GUGUCUAUGUCGUUCAGUCGUGCCGUGCCUCUGUGGAGAGAGGGCCAAGGAGCGGUCCUGAGCAACCGGUAGCUGCAACAACAGGAGCAGGAUGGGCAAGAAAAAGAAGGCAGAGAACACCUCUGAGCCCUACGGGGAACCAGCCAAAUAUGAUCCGACUUUCAGGGGCCCAAUCAAAAACAGGAGUUGCACUGACAUCAUCUGCUGCGUGCUGUUUAUGGUCUUCAUUUUGGGUUACAUGGUCGUGGGGAUAUUGGCCUGGUUAUAUGGAGACCCACGUGAAGUGAUCUAUCCCAGGAACUCUACUGGCAUGUACUGUGGCAUUGGCACUAAUGAGGAUAAACCCUAUGUCUUCUACUUUGACAUCCUGAAAUGUGCCUCUCCGACAGGCAUCCUGGCCUCUGCCCUCAACGGCCUUCAAUGUCCAACAACUCAGGUUUGUGUUUCGCAAUGUCCCAAUAAAUUCUGGCUUCCAGUAACAUCAUUCGUGUCAGGAAUUUCUCCUUCAAUUGUCUUCGAACAGGAAUACUGCAAUCCUUCCAUUGACCUGGCGACGACCACCCUGACACCACAAGAUAUUUUGCUGAAAGAACUGUGUCCAAAAUACACGAUUCCAAGCACACCGUUCCUCGGUCGGUGUGUGCCAAAGAUAGGUGAUGCGUUCCCUGACAACUUUACCCUUAACGAUGUUAACAGUGCCAAUGAGACAGCUGAAAAGGUGAAAACUGCUGUUGGGGAUUUGUUGGGUAGCUUCAAUGCCAGGGAGGUGGGGAUGAGGAUUUUUGAAGAUUUUACCAAGUCCUGGUACUGGAUAUUAAUUGGCCUGGUAAUUGCUAUGCUUGUGAGUCUGCUGUUCAUGGCACUCUUGAGGUUCCUGGCAGGAAUUCUGGUCUGGAUCAUGAUCAUUGCCCUGGUUGUUGUCAUUGCUUACGGGAUCUGGCACAGCUACUGGGAGUAUGACACUCUCAACAAGCAAGGGGCGACCAUCGCGUCUGUCGGAUUCACCACGGAUCUCCAGGUCUACGGACAAGUCAAGGAGACCUGGCUGGCUGUAUUGAUCAUCCUGGCUGUCCUGGAGGUUAUCAUCCUGCUGCUCCUGAUCUUCCUGCGGAAGAGAAUCCUCAUUGCAGUCGCGCUCAUCAAAGAGGCCAGCAAGGCGAUUGGUCACAUCAUGUCAUCACUUCUUUAUCCCUUAGUCACCUUUGUUCUACUGCUGAUUUGUGUGGCUUACUGGGGACUGACUGCUCUAUAUCUGGCCACUUCGGGGCAGCCACUGUAUCGAGUGGUGAACUUGGGCCAGUCAACUCCCAGCUGCAAUGCCAUCCCUGGCAAUGAAACCUGUGACCCCUUGUCCUUCAACGCCUCCAAGUACAACUGUGAGGGGGUGAAGUGUGCCUUCUACAAGUACAACGACGAGGGAAUCUUACAGCGGAACCUCUUCAACCUCCAGAUCUACAACAUCGUUGGCUUCUUAUGGUGCAUGAACUUUGUCAUCGCGCUGGGUCAGUGCACCCUGGCAGGGGCUUUCGCCUCCUAUUACUGGGCCUUCAAGAAACCAGCGGACAUUCCCUAUUUUGCAGUCUCUGGUUCCUUCAUUCGCUCCCUCAGAUAUCAUACUGGCUCUCUGGCCUUUGGAGCACUGAUCCUGACCAUUGUCCAGCUCAUAAGAAUUAUCCUGGAAUACUUGGAUCACAAGCUGAAACAUUAUCAUAAUCCCUUUACCAAAUUCCUGUUGUGUUGUCUUAAGUGUUGCUUCUGGUGCCUGGAGAAAUUUAUCAAGUUCAUAAAUCGUAACGCCUACAUCAUGAUCGCUGUCUACGGUAAGAAUUUCUGUGUGUCAGCCAAAAAUGCAUUCAAGCUCUUGAUGAGGAAUGUGGUCAGGGUGGUGGUGCUGGACAAGAUCACAGACCUGCUGCUGCUUUUUGGAAAGCUCCUUGUGGUUGGUGGUGUAGGUGUUUUGGCAUUUUUCUUCUUCACUGGACGGAUAAAAAUUCCUAACCCGACAUUCCAGGCUCCGACCUUGAACUAUUAUUGGGUGCCAAUACUGACUCUGGUAGUCGGCUCCUAUAUGAUUGCCCACGGGUUCUUCAGUGUUUACAAUAUGUGCGUCGACACGCUGUUCCUCUGCUUCUUGGAGGAUCUCGAGAGGAACGACGGCUCGGCGGAAAAGCCUUACUACAUGCCCUCGUCCCUGAUGAAAAUUCUCAAUAAGAAAAACAAACCCGUCAAAUCCAAGGAGAAGAAAUGAGCUCCCGGCCGCCUGCAAGUUCAGACGUUGUAAAACGGUUGAACGCCAUUCGUUACUUUUUUUUAAUGUUCAAGGGGAAGAGAGCAGACUUGGGGAGGGUUAGCCGAAAGACUUCCAGAAGAAUCCCACUCCCUCCCUCUCUAGGUGUAGAUCAACAGCCCCAUCGUGGAAUAGAUUAGAAAUAACAUGGGGGUUCUCUCCACUUCUGUAAAUGAACGGGAUCUCCCCAUCCUAGCAAUUUCCUUGUUCCCUUGCCAGUUCUGAUAAAAGGGAUUCUACUGGCACACACUCUUGGCACCUUAAUAACUACGUUCAGGAUUGGCUCGGUGAUGCCUUCCAGAGCCCAUCAGCUGCUUAAAGUAUGCUUUUAAUUUUAUUUAAUAUUGGUUGGCCCACUGAUAUCAUUGACUCAGUCCUCCCUGACCUUGAUCCAAGGGGAAUUAGAUUUGUUGCUGUUAAUAUUUAUAACUUGUGCCUUUUGGGGGAAAAAAAUGACUUUUUUUCCCCCCUGAAGUAAAUUGUAUUAAAUGCACUCUAUCUUUCCUUCUCUCUAACAUUCCCUCAUUUCCUGUCACUCACCCUCUCUCUCAUUUAUAUGGAUAAGACAAUAUUCUGAUUGAUUUAGGUCACAAACAGUAUUCCCACAUGUACCAUCCUCAAUAUGGAAAGAUUUUCUCUUGUUAUAAAACCAGCCUCAGCCCUCAGUGCAUGGAGGAGCUUGAUAGCAGCCUGAGCCAGGCAGGAAGUCCCUGACGUCUGACCCUGAGACAGCACCAAUGUGAAACCUCACUCUUUCCCCCCCCCCCCCCAUAAAUGUGCAUUUUCACGUCCUUCCUUUCCUCCUUUUGCCUAUCUCCUCCCUUCCAUAACUCUCCCUCCAGUUUCCUUCCUUCCCCCCUCCCUAUUCAUUAUAUUGAGCACCUGCUUCCUCUCUCUUUUCCUCCCUCCGUUCCCUUCUCCUAUGCCUCCAGCCUUCCCUUUCUUCCUCUGUCACCUGGGAUCUGAAGGGUAGGGGUCAGUUUACAACCUACUCCUUUGGAUAGUUGUGCUGCAUUGAGCCAAGUCAAGGGCUAGCAGAGAAACAGGAAAUUAAGACAGGCCCAGGACAAGAGUGGUGUUCAGACCCCAAUGUAAUGUCGACCAUGUCACGAUAAGCAGUGCUGUACAAUGUCUUUGUUAAUGCCACCAUGUUACAUUACAGUCCCAGUGGGAUCAAUGUAGGGAAAAGGAUGGGCGGGGACAAUGUGCUGUGCUCAUCCCCUUUAAUGUUCCAGGAGCCCCUAUAGCUGGACCAGAUCUAAAGCUCUGUGAAUGUCAAGCCUUCUCCAGUCUCUGCCUUUAUUUACCCUCUGGGAGCUAAGGGAAGGUGAUGGUGUGAAGUGGCAUCUUGGUACUUGGUUAUUGGCCUUAUUUCUUCUUUGUUCAGCUCAGUCCCACUUUGGGGGCCGCAAGAGUUUGCCUGACAUUGAGUCCAUUGCGGAUAUGAGACAUUCUCUGCAGUAGACUGAAUAGCUGUAGCUGGAUUUCAGUGAACAGCAACAAAAAAAGGAAUGAUUUUCAAAGUCUGCCCUUGGGCCUGAGACAGGAACUGAAUGCUUUAGGGCUGUGGUGGCAAGAUCAGUCAGCCGGUAAUUGAGUCUGUGAUGCUCUGAUGUCUGACUCCCCCUUAAUGCCCAAUCCACCCCACUCAACCACCCAGUCUUGCAAUGUUCACUGGAUAUUAAAUCCCUUUGUUUCCUCCACCUUUUUCAGGGGGUGGGAGAGGUGUGUUCUGUCAAUGUAAUUUCCCACUUUUCAAAGGUCAGAACAACAUUUCUGGAUAUAUUAUAAAAGCCAAACAAAGUCCAACUGCAAGCGUUGCAGUUAGUCUUAGGCUCCAUCAACAGUUGGACUCACCGACAGCUUCAGAUGUCUCCCAUCUGAGGAAAAUGUGUUUUUUUUUCUGUGCAACAAGCAAAAAGAUAACCCUUCUGAAUUUGUUUCAUUCUAUUUCUCUGUGCUGGGGUGAUUCUUCACAGGGCAUGUGGCUUGUCAUCUGGUGAGGGAACGAGUGAGGAGGGGGCUCCCUCAUUUCCUGUUGUUGAGCAUUCAGUUAAGAGCCUGUAACAGUGACUAAUCUUCCCAGCUCCAAGGUCACUGGCUUCACUAACCGAGCACUAGCUGCUUGGUGUCACUGAGCUCUGUGCCAUGCUGAGGCUCCACACAUUAUUGAAGGGUGUGACUGUGAUUAUUUAUUUAUUGAUUGUUUUACACAAUUCAUCCAACAGAGAACAUUUCGUUCAAAUUUUUGUUCUUUUCCCCCAUCAAACCUCCAUCCAUAUGAUGAUAACAGUUGUGGAGCCCAUUUAUAUUCGUGCUAAUAGCAGUCUCCCUGGGGUGUUUUGUGAUUUUACUGCUGGGUCCCAACACACUUUAAAUACAAUUCUGAAGAAUUCCUGAUUGGUAUGAAAAUCAGAUUUUUUUUAAAAAAACUUAAAAAUAUUUAAGUUAAAGCAAAACCUUCAGGGUAACCUUGUCUGUUAGAUUGGCUGGACGUAUGAUUUGCACUGCAGGGUGGCACUAACGGCGCGGGUUCAAUUCCUGUGUGAGAUAAGGCUACAGUGAAGGUCCCAACUCCUCAGCCUUAUCCCUCAUUUAAGGUGUGAUGACCCUUGGGAUAAACCACAACAGUCACCCCUCUCCAAUGAGAGACCAGCUUCUCUAUGACUACAGUGACAUGACCUUUACCAGCUCCAAGCUGAGUGACUUCCAAUUGAAUGAAAAUUUCUGGGUGGGUUUGGGAAAUUGGGAAUGCAGACAGUGUGGGUGUUGGUUAAGACUUUCCCAGGAGUGCAUUUAUACUUACCCUAUACUCCCAUCAUGAUCAAUCAGAAUACUUUCUUUUCCCCCCUUUUUCUCUCUCUGUCUCUCUACCUCUGUAUCUCAGUUUCUGGUAUCCAACCGUGAUUGCACUUUGAGAUUCUUUAAGCAGCCAGUGAUUGAAGAAGGGGGAACAGGGUCUUCUAUCUUAAUCUUGUUUUUGGGGGGUAGGGAGGAGGGUUUGUUGUAAUGAAUUGACACUCUGGCACUUCAACCUGUUCACCGAGGAGGCUAAUGAUAGCGGCAGAGCCUGAAGUCUGCAUGAAGCCACUUCCUGGAACAGACUGCUGGACUUGUCCACACACUGAACACAGUAACCUGUGUUCCAGUGUCUGAAUUGUCUUUAACAUGUGCCUUGGAGGUGACAGGGUUGGGGGAUGGUGUGGUGGAAUGGGGUUUCUCAGGUUAUCUCUGAGCCAAAUUGUGGUGACCCAGUCUGGACCUCAGUGCCUUUGACACUUUUUGUAAAUUUAAUCCAAUCAGGUUGAUGUAAUUUUUAUUUUCCAUUGUUUUAAGAUGUGCCUUGUACAUCUCUCUGCUUGACGAGCUGAGGACAAUUUGCUUCUGGACAAAAUAAUUUGGAUGACACCAAGCGAGACCUGAGCUCGGUGGAAAAUCCUUUGAUUUUAGCUUAUGAUCAUGAGUGGACUGAGAGUUGACUGAGUGUCAGAAUGGGAUUGUGCUGCAGCCCAAUGCUCAUCGUGAGAGGUCCUUUACUAUCCAAAUCACUGCUCAUGAUUUUUAUACCAUGCUAAUUACUUCUCAGGAUGAACAAAGUGAAUUUUAUAUGAAAGCUUAACAUUUUUAAUUGCUCUGCAUUGGAUGUGAGUGAGUCAUGUGGAUUAUGGUGUCAGCUUCCAAAACUGAGCAGUUGGAAUAAUCAUAUUUCUCUUUAACCAUCUUAACUGUUUUUUUCCCCCCUCACCCCAUUAUGAUAAACAGUGGUCUGCAUUCACUCACUGGACAGUGUAACUCAAUGGUUUAAUCUGAAUGGCACUUUUCUGAAUGAGAAAUCAAAUGUUUGCAAACAGUAUUGGAGUUAAUAUCCAGGCUGUAAACCCUGAUUCUCCAUCGCUUUCUCACAACAUCAUUGCACUAGACUACAGACUGGUUCAGUCAUUUUGCUUCGACUGGAUUUAGCUGUUGAUCAGUUUAUUGUUUUCACAAAUGUUUCAUAGCUCUGUUAAUAAAGAUAACUGUGAAUGA